GGCCAACAGCCAUCGAUCAAGGACAGCGACGACCGGUCAUCUCGCAGAGACAGCGAGGAGGAGGUAACCUCCAGAGCUAGCUCAGAUGAGGUUGAAAGAGGGACAUGGGGCCACAAGGCGGAGUUCAUCUUGUCCUGUAUAGGACUAUCCGUCGGCUUAGGCAACGUCUGGAGAUUUCCUUACUUGGCUUUCAAAAAUGGCGGAGCCGCUUUCGUCAUUGCCUAUUUGAUUCUACAAAUCCUAAUUGGCAAGCCUAUGUAUUUUAUGGAGCUAGUUAUGGGUCAGUUUUCUGGAAAAGGACCUACCAGAGUCUGGGAUAUGAAUCCGUCAGCUAAAGGUAUCGGUGUGUCCAUGUGUAUCAUCUCCCUCAUCGUGGCCAUCUACUACAACGUCAUCAUGGCAUACACCUUGUUCUACUUCUUCUCCUCCAUGCAGGGGACGCUACCCUGGACUGAGUGCACCCAGGAGUGGAUUGACAAUUACAGCUGUGCCAAGCGAGUGGCAGACCCACCCUUGUGUACCAACAACAACACCUAUAAUGAGAUGCUGGAGGCGUGCAAAUGUACUGGCAACUACAGCGUUGACAGUCAGCUGACAGUUAACUGUACCCAGGUACUAACCAAUGCUACCACUGCAGCAGAAAACUUCUUUCUGCGAGAAGUCAUCCAGAAAUCAGAAGGCAUCGAACCCGAGAACAUGGGCAACCCACUGUGGAAGCUUACACUUUGUCUCCUGGCAUCAUGGCUGGUUGUCAUCUUCUGCCUCUUCAAGGGCAUUAAGGGUUCCGGAAAGGUUGUGUAUUUCACUGCUACGUUUCCAUAUGUCAUCCUCCUCAUUCUGCUUAUCCGGGUCAAAUUUUUCAUUGUCCCUGAAUGGGAGAAACUCCAGGAUAUAUCUGUGUGGGUGGAUGCCGCUGGCCAGAUGUUUUUCUCUCUCAGUGUGUCAUUUGGUGGUAUCAUCAUGUUUGGUAGCUACAACAAGUUCAGGAACCAAGUCUACUACGACUCACUUCUAGUCAGUAGUAUGGACUUGGUUACCAGUCUCAUUGCAGGAUUUGUUGUCUUCACCACUUUCGGGGGCAUGGCAAAGAUCAUCAACAAGAAAGUCAGUGAAGUUGCUAAAGCAGGUUAUGGUUUGGCUUUUGUGGUCUACCCCGAGGCCCUGUCCAAUCUCCCAGUUCCACAGCUGUGGUCAGUCCUCUUCUUCUUCAUGUUGUUUACCCUGGGUCUGGAUUCUGAG
Candidula unifasciata is the source of this 1239-nucleotide messenger RNA. Lineage: Eukaryota; Metazoa; Mollusca; Gastropoda; Stylommatophora; Geomitridae. The record is from the annotation of a GenBank genome assembly.